UACAAAAACCGAAUUUUGACCAUGAUAAGAGUGAACCAUUCAUCUAGUAGCGAAGAAGAAGAAGAAAUGGCGAGAUUUUCAGUUGGAAGAGAAGAAGAUGAUAAUGAUGAAGGACCCAGUAACCCCACAAGAAGGCCUGAACCCAAGAGACGUAGAACUACCGCCGGAACUUUCUCUUGUAGCGUCGUUAUCCGUCAACAAGAAGAAGAAGAAGAAAGAGAAAGAGAAAGGGAAAGGGAGAGAGAAAGGGUUGUUGAGGAAGAGGAGGAGGAGGAGGAGGAGGAAGAGGAGGAUUGGGAAUCGGAAUCGGAAUCUGAGGGAAAUUUCCGAUUGAGCGGUGAUCGGAGGUUGCCAGUUCGUGAAUCGGAGGUUGCAAGAGAGAACAGGGCCAUUUCUGGGGAGGACCCAGAUCAGAAUUUGGAGGGUUCAAGAGGAAACGGGUCAAUUUCUGUGAUGUUAUCGGAUCCUGAUGUGUUGGAUUGCCCAAUCUGCCUUGAACAUCUCUCUGUUCCUGUCUUUCAGUGUGAGAAUGGGCACAUAGCAUGUGCCUCCUGCUGCACCAAGAUUGCUAAUAAGUGUCCAUCAUGCUGUUGGCCAAUUGGAUAUAACCGUUGUCGAGCUCUGGAGAAGGUUCUAGAAUCUGUGAAGGUCUCAUGCGUGAACAAAAUGUAUGGUUGCAAGGAGAUCCUGAGUUAUAGUAAGAAAACUGACCAUGAAAAUGCAUGCAUCUAUGUGCCUUGUUUCUGUCCUUCCCAUGGCUGUGACUUCUUAGGUACCUCAACAAACGUAUAUGCACAUUUUAGGGACAAACAUGCUUCUUCGGCAGAGCACAUUUUUUUCAAUGCUGUCCAUCCAAUUCAUAUAGAAAAAGAUCAAAGUUACAAAAUUCUUCAAAUGAGGACAGAAGGUAUACUUUUUAUCAUCAACCAUGCUAGCGACCGUGUUGGAAGUGCUUUCAACAUUAUCUGUGUUGGACCAGCUAGGCAGAAGAGAAGAUUCUCGUACAAGCUUGUAGUAACAGACGGGGAAAGCUCUUUUAAACUAGAAUCUGUUGCAGAGAGCAUGCCAAACUGGUCAGAAAGCAGUCCUUUGAAAAAAUUCCUUGUGGUUCCAAGAGAUGUCGUUAACUCCAGUGCUCCGCUGAAGUUGAAUGUUUUCAUAGAAGAGAAGGAAUAUGUCUGCAAUGGUUGCAGAUGUUGAUGUAAUCUUAUUUUAUCAUGUCUUGGCUUGUUCAUGCCUUGCUAACUUCUUUAGAAAUUUUAUGUGAAUAGUUUUUGGAUGGGUGCUCUGCUAUAUUUGGGGAUUUGAAUUUGUGCUGUUGAAUAUCAAAGGAUUUUGAAUGUUAUGUUUGAUAUUGUUGUGCUCGA
Messenger RNA from Solanum lycopersicum (tomato), 1367 nucleotides. RefSeq names its product putative E3 ubiquitin-protein ligase SINA-like. Lineage: Eukaryota; Viridiplantae; Streptophyta; Magnoliopsida; Solanales; Solanaceae. The record is from RefSeq and is a predicted model, not a curated record. Gene Ontology annotation, molecular function: zinc ion binding.